This is a messenger RNA of Saxophila tyrrhenica, 765 nucleotides long. RefSeq lists its product as uncharacterized. The transcript is spliced from 2 exons. Lineage: Eukaryota; Fungi; Ascomycota; Dothideomycetes; Mycosphaerellales; Extremaceae. The coding region runs from base 1 to 765 and encodes 254 amino acids. The record is from RefSeq and is a predicted model, not a curated record.
AUGGCCGGCUCGAACGAUCAAACAACGCGACUGUCCGCACACCAGCCCAAAACGCCACGAGUUACAGUCGACGAGAUAUGGGCCAGAGCGACCAGCCUGGCAGUACUGGAAGGACGCUUCGAUUGGCACUGCACCAGUUGGCUAGGACUCAAACUCAAGCCGUCGACCCGUCGGGGCAUAACGCAGGCUCUGACUUUAGAGGAUAGCAUCAAGCCUGAAACCUCAGACUAUUACGGUCGUCUGUUCCACAACGACAUCUUGCUGCCGGCUUAUACGGAAAUCCAGAAGGUUCCAAUGGACUUUGUGGGAAACUGGGAGCUGUUGAAGCUUGAGUCAGAUGCAGCGAGAAAGGUAGAUCCGAACAAGAAAGUAGCCAACACUCCAAAGUAUGUCCGUAUGCACAAGGACUCCAUCGACUUCGACAUGAUGUGGCAGCAGAUGAAAAUCAACAUCGAGUUUCAUCCGCACCACAGAGACAAGUGGCAUGACGUCUUUCCAGCAUUGGUAUAUAAGUCCUGGUCGCACUCGUGCGCGGCCACGGAGAUGGAGGCAUGGGAACGGAUCACAAAAGACGCCGAAGAUCAGGUCAAUGCUUCGUACCUCCUGCCGGACAAGAUCUACUCCAGUUAUCGCACGGUCUCCUCGUCUCAUGCUUUGGACGUCCUGGAUGCGCCCAAUGGCACUCGCAAGCGUAGCUCUGCAGCGAGCACGAGAGAAGCAGGGGCCGGCACGCAAAGCAAGAGGAUCAAGACGGAGCCAGCCUGA